Peromyscus leucopus (white-footed mouse) is the source of this 1847-nucleotide messenger RNA. It is a transcript of the gene Slc25a28, whose product is annotated as solute carrier family 25 member 28. The record is from RefSeq and is a predicted model, not a curated record. The transcript is spliced from 3 exons. Gene Ontology annotation, molecular function: ferrous iron transmembrane transporter activity. Gene Ontology annotation, cellular component: mitochondrial membrane. NCBI's taxonomy places the organism in Eukaryota, Metazoa, Chordata, Mammalia, Rodentia, Cricetidae. Bases 673 to 1524 code for a protein of 283 amino acids. Gene Ontology annotation, biological process: iron import into the mitochondrion.
GUGUUGGAUCCCCUGGAGCUGGAAUUGCAGGCAUUUAAACCACCCAGCGCAGGAACUGAACUCAGGCCCUCUGCAAGAGUAAUGCACGCUCUUAACUACUGCACCAUCUGUCCAGCCCUGAUCUCCAAACUUUGUUAAGGUGAAAAAGCAACCCUGGAUCUCACGCUUGGUAUUUAUUGCUGAGAUAGUGGAUCAUUUGGAGUUGGAGGAUGUUGCCAAGAGGCAGUGUUCUUAAAGGAUGUUCUCAAGGGUGUUCUGCUUUUUGGCUGUGGAGGACUAGAUGAAAAAAGGUCCAAGGCUUGGAAAGAUGAGUCAUAGAUUUGGGAAGAAGUAAAAGCUGGAUACGAAGGAUCACUCCCACAGGCUUGUCUGGUGCCCAGGGCCUGUGUGAUGGGGCGGACGAGAAGUUGGAAUCUCUGACUUUGCCUUUUUUGCUGUAAUUUCAGACCCGGAUGCAGAGUCUACAGCCUGACCCAGCCGCCCGCUAUCGAAACGUGUUGGAGGCCCUCUGGAGAAUUAUAAGAACAGAGGGCCUGUGGAGGCCCAUGCGGGGGCUGAAUGUCACAGCAACAGGCGCGGGGCCUGCCCACGCCCUCUAUUUUGCCUGCUACGAAAAGUUAAAAAAGACAUUGAGUGAUGUAAUCCAUCCAGGGGGCAAUAGCCAUAUUGCCAAUGGUAUUGAGCCUUCCUGUGCUGGUCCCCCACUUCCCCAACUCUCUGGGCUUUGCUGCUGCCAGUGCUUCCCAGUCUCAGCAUGGUUUGGAGCUGCAGCUUUGGGCUGGGGUAGGCCAGAUUAUAGGGGAGGGACUUCCAAACCUCAUGUGCUCGGACAGCGGGCUGCUUCAACCCCACUCCUCCUUUGGGGCACCUCAACAAAGGUCACAGUAUUCUCCCUUCCCUACCAGCCUGACUUUCCUCUCAUCUCCCUGGCAUCAGCUUCUAAUGCCUGGUGCAGCCGGAUGUGUGGCAACAUUACUUCAUGAUGCAGCCAUGAAUCCAGCGGAAGUGGUCAAGCAGAGGAUGCAGAUGUACAACUCACCGUACCACCGGGUGACAGACUGUGUACGGGCAGUGUGGCAAAAUGAAGGGGCUGGGGCCUUUUACCGCAGCUACACCACCCAGCUGACCAUGAAUGUCCCCUUCCAAGCCAUCCACUUCAUGACCUACGAGUUCCUGCAAGAGCACUUUAACCCCCAGAGACGGUACAACCCCAGCUCCCACGUGCUCUCCGGAGCCUGCGCAGGAGCCGUAGCUGCCGCCGCUACAACCCCACUGGACGUCUGCAAAACACUGCUCAACACCCAGGAACCCCUGGCUUUGAACUCAAACAUUACAGGGCACAUCACAGGCAUGGCUAGUGCCUUCAGGACGGUUUAUCAAGUAGGCGGGCUGACUGCCUACUUCCGAGGGGUGCAGGCCAGAGUCAUUUACCAGAUCCCCUCCACGGCCAUUGCGUGGUCUGUGUAUGAAUUCUUCAAAUACCUAAUCACAAAGCGGCAGGACGAGUGGAGGGCCGCCAAGUGAGGAAGGACACAGUGGACCAGGCUCCGACGGCACUGCUGCAUCCUGCCCUCCAGCGCAUUCUCUGCUCACGGCCCAUCCAGUCGCGAGUGGAGUUGGACGAAAGGGAGAGAGCUCGCUCCAGGCUCUAGUUGGCUAACACUAGUUCUUGCCGACGUCUGUUGCCACCACUGUCUGUCCUCCUGGGUCCUCAGCGAGUUCGGCAAAGCCCACCGCAGUACCUCUGGUGACCUGCAUCCUGGACCUGGUGACCUGCUCCAGACCGUUGCAGAGGGAUAAGCAGCACAUUCCCCUGGUUCCUAAUUAAAAAGAAAAAAGUCUUGAAA